GCCGCACUCAGAAACUAUGAGCCUCGCAGCACACUGUCAAAAGCAAUUUGCCAACAAGCAUGCGACCCCUUAGCCCUACCACCUAAUGCCUUCUUUGGUGGAUACUGUUGUUUAGAUAGAAUCAAACUAAGCAGUAUAAUUUAUUAAGAAAUAUUAUAGCAACAGUAGAUGUCCAAGUACAGCAUUAUCUUGAGGUAGUUCUUACACAACAGAAAAUACAGUCAUUGCACAUCUGUAGGUGUUAAACUUAUGUGACCAAGCUAAAAAACUAAUUCAGUGAAAAAGUGAGCAGAAAAAGAUGUCUGAAUAGUCUGAAUAGCUCUGAGAGGCAUUUGGAGGCAAGUCAUCAUGAGCUGGAUUUGCAGGCAUCCCCGCGGGCUUUAUGGGGAGGGGAUUAUGUAAUGUUUAGGCAGCCCAGAUGUGAAUCAGUCCUCAUGCAUUACUCUCCUCUCAGAGAGGAUAAACUCGCCUUUAAGACAUGGGAGGAAAGCCGGGCCUCUCUGUAUCAGCAGUGGGGAAAACUCCUCUGGAUAGCAUUGUGCCACAGCAAACUUGUUCAAGGUGAAGCACUACAGAUAUCCAUGACCUUGGAUUUCCAGCACUACAGUUUCAGAAUGCCGAAUAUAGGGUUUCAGAACCUCCCCCUCAAUAUCUACAUUGUUGUCUUUGGGACUGCCAUCUUUGUGUUCAUCCUCAGCCUUCUCUUCUGCUGCUAUCUGAUUCGGUUGCGACAUCAGGCACACAAGGAGCUCUAUGCAUACAAACAGGUUAUUCAGAAGGAAAAGGUCAAAGAACUAAAUUUACAUGAGAUCUGUGCGGUGUGCUUGGAGGAGUUCAAACAGAAGGAUGAGCUGGGGAUUUGCCCGUGCAAACAUGCCUUUCACAGGAAGUGCCUCAUUAAGUGGCUUGAGGUGAGGAAGGUGUGUCCGCUCUGUAAUAUGCCCGUUUUGCAGCUGGCACAGCAGCAGGGGACGUCUGAGACAGUGGCAGCGGUGGCCUCCACGCAGCAGCACCUGCCUGGAGUGGAGAACCUGGUGUAGCCCCGACCCCCCCAUCCUUCAUCCUGCACCCUCACUCCCUCACUUGCUCUACUGUACAGGUACUCACAUCCAUGCCAAGGGCAGGCUGGAGAACACACACAUGUGCCGGACUGCGUUCUGCUCUGUUUCUGCCUCUGUGGAUUCGCAACCGAUUCUCACCAUACUACGAUGACUGCCGAGUCCCAAGAACCUUUUUUGUUUAUUUGGAUUUUUUUCAUAUAUAUUUUUUUUUAUUGGGAGGACAACGAAGAACUUUUUCCACGGCACUGUGCCGCGGAUGUCCGGACUGUUCCACACCAAAGCACUUUUUUUCUGGGGACACCAGCACAAGAGGCGACAGAAACAACACAAACUAUACAAACAGCAAGAAAAGAAGAAAAAAAAAACACGUCAGAAACGGCUGCGUUUUUGUUAACAAGAGUUUCUUUUGUUUUUUUUUAACAAGCACUUUACAUGGACUCGAAAUUAAUUGCUUGUGAAAGACAGUAGCAAGGUCAUAUUUUAUAUUCUUUCAAUUAACUGUAUUAUUUCUAUAUAUUUCCCCUUUUUUAGUAAGUACAGAACCACAUAAUUUUGAUUGGUCUUAGAGAGGACUUUCCUUAAGUUUAUACUGUAUAUUAAAGAAGGGAUGACAAGCUUUCCACAGUAUGUACGUGAGGGGAAGAAGUGGGAGGUUGAGUCCUCUUCCAAAAAUUAGGAGUCAGGUGGCUCACUAUUGAAUAUGUAGUGCACUAGGUAGGGUGCUUAGGCACCAAUAUAGUGCACUAUGUAGGUAAUAUGGAGCCAACUUGGUUUCAGCAGCUGUCACGUCAUGAAGUAGUGUUGGUAUUGAUGGAAAUAGCCCUUAUAUGCUGAUCUGAGACCAGUUUUUCGAUUGUCUUAGAAUGAUUAAAAUAAGCGUGCGAGUGGGGCAGCUGGUCUUCAUCAGUGCAAAACGGUGUCUCUUUGACUGGACUUGUGGACAGGCACUGGAAUGACCUCAGGGUGUCGGCCAAACUAAUGUGAAUAAGAGUUUGAUGGAGGUCACUUUAGCCCAGUGGAGGUUGAUUCCAUAAGUUCUGGUAGGUGUUUAUGUUUAAACUGCUGCCACGCACACAUACUAUACACAUAUUCACACAGCUGGCAUACUCUAGCAGCAUACUUUAAGCUGUGUCGUGCGAAGUCUGUGCAAAGUUAUCUGGAAAGGCCUAAUCGUUCUAAAAGAAAAAGGCUAAAAUCAGCAUUGUUUUCACGCCUGUUUAAGUACAGUAUUUAUUACACUAGAGUCCACUAGAAUCUGAAUGUUAGGCACCCAUUGUGUAACACAAGGCAAUGUGAAUCACACUGUCAGUCCAAUGUGAGAUCGUUUCCUGGAACAGGGAGUCCAAAGUGAUCAUCAUUCUUCCUCUCACUUAUAUAACGGAUCCCACCCCAUACUGCCUCCAUGUCCAAAAACAGAUCAACUCAAAGCAUUACUCACUCUUUGGCGCUGACUGUCUAAGUUUGCAGAAUACUGAAGUUACUGUUGAGCUGUGUUUGAGUAUACUGGAGUAAUGGAGAAACCUUGAGAGCUAGAUGUAUGUAUGAGUGAAGUCACAGGGCAAAAUGUGCCUUGAUGCGAUCGUAAUAUGUGCCCAUGAUGCGACUGCAGUUUAUCCUGCAAGCUGUGCAUAGCCCCUGUCACUAACAGCUUGCUCAAGAUGUACAGAAAGCGAAUGUUGGCUGUGUGCACAUAUCCGGUCGCAUCGCAGCAUAUUGUAUCUUCUCACAGACAUGCAUCUGAUCCUGAGAGUUUAAAGUCUUAUUCAGAUGGUAAAUAUUGUUUCAGCACAUCUUUGAGGCUUGCGCUGUAUCUGCCAUCGUUAAAGGAAGAACAUGUCUUUAUAAACCCUAUUGCUCACGGUUUUAUAAGGUGGAGGGAAAUGAUGUGACUGGCUGCUGUGAGUCGCUCAAAGUUUAGUAAAUCAAGCGGACUAUGUAAUCAGCUACACGUAUAAUAUCUCCGCCCACUUUUUGUGUGAUCCUUCCAUGUUUUGCACGGCCCUCCCUUAAAUGCAUGAGGAAAAUAAUUGCGUUUUUGUUUCACAAUACACAUAAACUGCGCAUUGGGCUUGCAUGUCAGUUUCAUAUAUAACAUGCAGAAAGAACGUGUCUCAUUUGUGCCUGGAACUGGAGCGAAAGGCUUAGUACAUUGGGCCCUUAGUGUUGUAUUCAGUAUAUAUCUGUAAAUCACAAGUUGGUUAGGCUAGAUACUGUUUUUUAUCAGAAAAACAAAUCAGUAAACUGGCGCAGACUGACGAAGGGAUUAGACUGUGGUUCAUUUUCAUGGAAUUGUGACGUUAUGCACUACAGUGUCUUGAGCCUGUGUUUGUUUGUCUUGGCGUGUAGUAAGGCACAGCUUUCCAGGGAAGAGAGGAAGAUGACUUAAAAUUCCAAAACCCUGAGCUAACCUUCCCCCCUUUCUUUUCCCGUUCACAAACACAACAGAAUGGUUCUCUUUAAGUCAGGCACAUCCAGUCACACCCCUCACGUACAACACACUGCAUGAGGAUAACUGAAACCUUAGGUAGGUUAGCAGCUUAGAAAAGAAAGGAUCCAUUGCUGCAGGCCUGACUGUCGUUUGUAUGUUCCAGCAUUGCUCAGCAUAUCCGCUGUGGGGUCCAGCACUUUGUGCCAAACUCACAAAAAGGCUAUGAAUGUGUGUAGCUCAUUUCCCAUACUGCAUUGCUCCACGCUGGCCCCUUUUCUACACUGAGCCAGGUGUAGCGCCUCUGUCAGCAGGUUGGCCAUUGUACCUAGCGGAAUAAAGCCAGCUCUUUCUGAAGCUAUAUUCUGGCCAUUUCCAUCUGACUGGUGUGAACCCCCUGUGCAUUGUUCAGGGUGACCCCCGGAUGGCUUUUGUGUUACCCCUGAUUGCAGUGGCUAAGAGGGGAAAAUGCUGCAUAGGGCAUUUCCGAUAGUGUGCAGAGGUUUCAAACAGGUUUCAAUUCUAUAAAAAAGUAAGGCAAUUGGCCUUAGUUAUAAAUAAUAACGAUUCUCUGGCACAAGCCACCAUUGUUGGGAUGUCCAACAACGAUAUAUGACAAUUCCCUUAUCUUUAGGGAACAAAUUCUCAUAUAGUGUACACCUUUACCUACUACCAUUGCAGUCAAGUUCAGUUUAAAUGUAUACAAGUGUCACUGAUGAUGAAUGUAUGGCAAUAGAGUGCUGUGAAAAUGUGAAUCCUAAUGUGAACAUAGUUGCUUGUGUCCAAGUCUGCCAUGUAUGUCAUAUUUAUACACACCAGUCUUGAUAUUAGUGCACCAAUCUAUUGAGGCAGAACAUCUUCCUAAAAUUCUAUAGCAUUCUGAUGAUUUUCAAACAACCCUUAAAACAUUACCACUAACAGACAGGCUAUGUAACACCUAGUUACAGAAAGGUAAUUAAAAAAGUAAACAACAACAAAAAAUCAAAACCCAAGUCAGUCUUAAGUGUGUUUGUGUAAAAGGCACAAGAAUGAAGGAUGAAGUUCUUCCAGGUGCCAAGAGAUCUGCACAGUUUACAUAGAAACACAUAGCAGGGCUUCAUAUAAUAUAAAAAAAUAAUGUAUAUCUACACAUAUUAGUCACUUUCAAUGUGAUAACAGUCAUUACUGGGACAGGUACCAAAACUUGGGAGGCCUAAAUUGGACCUUUUUUUAACCAGGUUGACUAGGGAUGCACCAGUAUGGGAACUGUGGGCUGAUGCUGAUACCUGAUAUUUUUCAUGUACAUAUCUGCCGACGCUGACGAACACAGAAAUGUAACAUUUAUUUGUAUGGGGCUACAAAUGCAGUAAAAUGAAGUAAAAUGUAGAUACUGUAUCCAAGCUUGGCCUAAACUUUCUGGUCUUCUGAAACACAAUAAAUAAAUCAUCAAGUAUCAGUUUGAAGCAUCAGUCAAAUCUGCUGUUUUUUUUGUUUUUUUUUUAAGCAAUUAUCUACCAAUACCAAAUGGUUCCAGUAUCAUCGUGCAUCCCUAAAGUUGGCCCAGAAUGAACUUCUGUCUGUUCUGUAUUAGGAGGCAGUAAACUCACUGGUUAUGUCUGAGAGAAUGAGCUUUAGUAAUGUAUAUGAAUGGCUGAAGUGGCAUUCUUGUGGGCCACUGAGACCCAGUCCUGGCUCUUAAGGCGCAUCAGUCUGAGUUAGGGCUGCACGAUAUGGACAAAGUACCAUAUUGUGAGUGCACUGCUACAUAUUGCGAUUGUGAUAUGCCUGGCAAUAUAUGAAAAACAUGUUAAUGAAUCCUUAUUUUUGACCAAAAUCAUUUACGUUUGUUGGAUCAUGUAAAUGCCUUGAUUAGUCCAAACACCCACAGAAACUGAUCUAGAUCAUCUGUGAUUGGUCAGAUUGCUCAUGGCAGACAGUUUAAAAGACUGUGAUUGGUUAGAGUCUCAUUUGCAUAUUGCAGCCUUCUGCGAUAUCAGUAUUGCAAAGGCUAAUAUCAUGAUACUGACUACCUUAUGAAAUAUUCUGCAGCCCAAGUCCAUGAAAGUAGGCCUGAUUUGUAGCUGAGUCACGACAGCACGCUCAUUCAUUUUGUUCAGAUUAUCUAACACAUGGAUCCUCAUUCAUAAUUAACUGCCAAUAUUCAGAUUGUAGGCUUUGAGCCUUGAUAUUGUAUAGACUCCCACCUCCGCUCCUUUCUUAUUCCUCUGCACCCCCCCGUCCCUCUGUGGUUCGUGGUGUACAGUGAGUGUAUUUUUCCAGUGUCAAACUGAGCUCUGUUAUGUGCUACCUCCCAUGCCCCCCCCACUAGGGCUUCCUAUAGUGUGCCCCCAUACAAUCAUUAACCCUUGCACUCACAGCCACCUGUGUCUACGUAGCAUAGCCCUUAAACACACCCCUCCCACUUCCCCCUCACUCCCCCCACUCUCCCUUGUGUUUAACACUGAUAAUGUUUGUGAAGCUCACAAACAUGUUUGUAAAACUAAAAAUUCUGCAGCAGAAUAUUUUUGGAGACAUUUGCUGUACAGUAUUUGUAAGCUCUAUUUUUGUAUAUUUAAUUGACAUUUUGGAGAAAAUAAAAAAAGAAAACAAA
Molecule: messenger RNA, 6076 nt
Organism: Colossoma macropomum (tambaqui)
Lineage: Eukaryota; Metazoa; Chordata; Actinopteri; Characiformes; Serrasalmidae
Gene: rnf24
Product: ring finger protein 24
Exons: 6
Coding region: 402-1040 (212 amino acids)
Cellular component (GO): endomembrane system
Molecular function (GO): zinc ion binding; ubiquitin protein ligase activity
Source: RefSeq, a predicted model, not a curated record